UGCUCAGUCUGGUUCUAGUGUGCUUGGCGCGCGGAGUGUAGCUGGUAAGCUCUUGUCCUUGAAAUAAUACCACAGUGAACGGUUUAUAAACAAAACCAUUGAACCAGUGAAACAAGGAGAUAAAGUGAUCUAUUUACAGAUAUACCAGGAGCUGCUCAACCCUCCCGUAGUUUACCUAGACCCGGAGCAUCCUCGUCCUCAAACCUUGGGUUUAAGAUACAUCCCUGGGUUCUCCACUUGGAGCAACUGGGUGAAAGUGGGUUGAGCCCUUGUAACCAAGUAUCCUGGUAUACAGGAAUAUAGUUAAACAAAUAUUUAUCAUGUGAUCAGUAUAUUGAGUAGAACCGUGAGCAGGAUUUCUUUGUGAGGAUAAAGAUGGGGUUGGGAGGGAGGAGGAGUAAACAGAACCUAGUUUAUCAAAUACUAUUCCUGCUCCUGCUCUCCAGGUUCAGCUGUUUAGUGAGGGGGGAGGAGGAGGAGGUGGGGUGUUCUCACCCCUCCCUUCCGUCAGGAGCAACUUAUUCAAACCUAACAGGCGGGCUGGGGGAACAGGCUUGGAAGAUUAAAUAUUCAUGUGAUAUAGGAUUUGAAUUAUUUGGUUCUGCUGAAAGAGAAUGCCGGGACGGAAAAUGGACUGGUUUACUCCCCACUUGUGCAGUCAAUGUAGCUAGGUAUAAGCCCGCGAACAGCAGCAGCGUUGUACGGGGCGGUGAGGCAGGAAAAGCUGUAGAUGGCGCUGUUAGUACUGUACAUGAAGGAAGACGAUGUACUGAAACCCAGGAGGAAACCUCCCCAUGGUGGGCAGUCGAUCUUCUAACGGUGCAUAGGGUUAAAUAUGUCAGACUAACCACCAGAUGCUGUGAUGAUUUACCCAUUAAAAAUUUGGAAAUCAGAGUUGGAAAUUCAAGAACUUACAAGGAUAAUGCCAUGUGUAAUUGGAUUCCAGGACUAAUACCUGAGGGAGAAACCAAAACUGUAGAGUGUGUAACUGAUGAUGCUAGUGGACAAUAUGUUUCUUUAUCAAUGACAGGGGGGAAAGGAGUGUUAUCGUUGUGUGAAGUUGAAAUAUUUAGCCCGGACGGGGUCGGAGCCGCCAGCUGUAAUCAAAAUAUAGAUACAAAGGAGCUGUCAGUGUAUAAGGACUCAUGCUAUUGGUUUGUUUCUAAAACAGGGGAUGGUCAGGAUAACCUUGGAUUUGUUGAGGCAGCUAAAACUUGUGAUUCAGCUGGAUAUCAUCUUGCUUACGAGAUAGACCAGGAAGCUGCCAGUUUUCUACGUAAUCGGCUUGAGGCGGAGGGUCGGGCGGAUAGAGGAACAUUAGUCUGGAUCGGGGCGGAGAAAAGUAGUGAGGGGGAAACUUGGAAUUGGGUGACAGGAGGAAGUGUAUCUGAUAUAUUCUGGGGAGCUGAACAGCCGAAUAAUUAUGCAAAUGAGCAGAAUUGUGCAGUUUUAGACAAAGAUCUGGACUGGAUGUGGAAUGAUAUUUCUUGCAAGGUUGAUGCUAAGACUGUUUGCAAGGGCCCCCCUAGUAGGUGUCCCAGCCCACCAGUUGGUGAGGGGACAUGGACAAGUGGGGACAGGAAGGUUGGGGGCAGUGUACUUUACCACUGUCCCACAGGGUUUAAACCUAUGGGAGAACAGGAACAAUUCUGUCGAAUUGGUGGUGAUUGGUCCGGGGAACCAAUCAGCUGUAAAUUUGUCGAGUGUGGAGACGUUCCGGGACUUUUAAAUGGCGCCGUCCACGUGCUCGAUGGUCGAACAACUUUUGGCGCCAAAGUCGGAUACAAGUGCAACGACGACUUUUCCCUGAUGGGCGGAAGCAAGGAGAGGAUUUGUGAUGUAGAUGGUUGGACUGGGACAGCUCCGAAAUGUGAAUUUACUCGGUGCCCGGAACCUGAUUCCGUUGAGAACGGAGAAUUGAAGGAAAUUCCUGGAGAGGAUGGAAGGAACCGGUUGGGUGCUAAGUUGAUCUAUACCUGUUCUCCGGGUCAUGUUGCCAGUGGGUCCUUGUCACGUGAAUGUCAGCUGGGUGGAGAAUGGUCUGGAUCAAAACCGGUGUGCCAGUUUGUGGACUGUGGUAGUCCUCCUGAACUAGAAAAUGGCGAGGUUGAGCUGGUGGACGGUAGGACGACCUACGGAGCUGAAAUGAGAUAUUCCUGUGGUCCGGACUACAACCUCAGCGGUGAUACAACAAGAAGGUGUGAAGCGAAUGGUAAGUGGAGUAAAGGACGGACAGAAUGUAAGAUUAUAGAAUGUCCGACCCCAAGAUCUCCGGCCGGAGGGAAGGUUUCAGGAUAUAAUUUCCAGGUUCAUAGGAAGGUAAGCAAACUAAAUAUUCAUUCAUGUUUAAUCAACUCAUUUUGUACUGAGGGUGGAGUAUGGAGAGAUGUUGAAGGACUAGGUCAGGGACCUGAUCAGGUUUCCUGUCAAGAGAUUAGAUGUGAGCUCCCCCCUAGGAACAACAAUACAGUGGUCUCCAUCUCAAGCACAGAGAGGCUCAAGGGAACUAGUGUAAUCAGAUCUAAACAAUCUCUAGAUGCAACCUAUAAAGUUGGUAGUCAACUCAAGUAUAGGUGCGAGAGAGGAUUUGUUCUAACGGGUGGACAGCGAGUGACUACAAGGUUAUGUACCAGGAACGGUACAUGGACUGGUGAUGCCCCUGCCUGUACAUACGUAGACUGUGGUACCCCGGCCCUCAUCGAGAACGGCAACUUUGUGAUGCAGAACAACGUCACCAGCUACUUCGGAUCCAUCACCACCUAUUCCUGCAAUGUUGGCUGGAAGCUGGAGGGGUUUGAUAGGAGAUCUUGCUCAGCGGACGGAAUCUGGACGCCUGAAGCUCCGGUUUGUCGUGAAACCUUGUGCAAGGAGCUCACGGUUCCUGCUAAGGGCCAGAUGAACAUCACCACGUUAAGAAUAGGAGGUCAGGCAACUUUCUCCUGUGAGCACGGAUAUAAUCUAGUCGGAGACCCGGAUUUAGAAUGUCUUAGCUCUGGAUCUUGGAGUGGCUGGCCACCAGGUUGUGUAGAGAUCGACUGCAAGGAACCCUUUAAGCCAGAGAACAGUAAAAUAUUCCUGGUUCAGAACUCUACCAAGUAUGGCAGCACUGCUGAAUAUCAUUGUGAUCCUGGGUACACCAGAGAGGGGCCGUUUAAGAGAGAUUGUGAAAUCAACGGUUACUGGUCAGGACAAGACCCUGUCUGUUACAUACCCAAAAGAGCGCCGAUAAUCCCUGUUGGAUCUCCAAAGGGUCGAGGUUCUGACGAUGUGACCUCGGAUACUCAGGAAAAUGAAUCCUCAGGAGUAGGAGUAUGGAUUGGAGUAGCUCUAGGUCUGAUUGUGGUUGUUGGACUACUCGGAGUAGGAAUAUUCUUCUAUCGGAAACGAACACAGCUUCAGCAGAAACCAAAACGGGAUAAUAAUGCAAAUGGUCUCGGAGUCAUGGGAAUACCUAAUUAUGCUGGUUCUACUUUUGCUGGGGCGCAAAUAGGGGCCAGACCCCCUCCCCCGAUACAGAUGUAUUCUAUAGAAGAUACAGAUGAUCAUAGAGGUCCGAUAUAUGAUACAAUUAAUGACGGAGACAGUUCUCAUUCAACAUACAGUCGGAGUAAUGGAUCGGAGAAUAGCAAUCCGAUCCGGAGCACUUUCAGCCCGCCACCGGGUCUACAAAACGGCGGGUAUUCAAAUGAUUAUGAUGUGCCAGAAGGCGGGGCUAAGCCCGGCGCUGUCGGAACAGUUACCAUCAAUGGUAUAGCUGUCUAAUGAACAUUUGUAAAACUGUCAACUGUGAUUUUUAUCUAUCAACAGAAGGUUGUUAGGUACCAUCUUGAAAAUGGAGCACUUUCCGUGACACUCGUCUAACAAUUAUCAAAAAUAAAUUCAAUCUAAAGUGAAUUACAUACAAUAUGACACUUUCGGCAGAAAAGCCUAAAAUGUGAAAAUUAUUUAAAAGCUGAACUAAGUGAUUUUCUGCUUAAAACUAUACAAGGUGUCCCUAGUCAUCUUUAAUCCUUUAUCGUUGCUCAAUAAAUCAAUCAUUUCGAGCUCGCUCGAAAUGCCGCGGGAUUUGUACUUUAAUGUUUAAAAUAAAUAAUAUGAAGGAU
Eurytemora carolleeae is the source of this 4103-nucleotide messenger RNA. Its product is annotated as sushi, von Willebrand factor type A, EGF and pentraxin domain-containing protein 1. The transcript is spliced from 19 exons. Bases 376 to 3762 code for a protein of 1128 amino acids. Lineage: Eukaryota; Metazoa; Arthropoda; Copepoda; Calanoida; Temoridae. The record is from RefSeq and is a predicted model, not a curated record.